This is a messenger RNA of Cicer arietinum (chickpea), 544 nucleotides long. RefSeq lists its product as uncharacterized. The record is from RefSeq and is a predicted model, not a curated record. NCBI's taxonomy places the organism in Eukaryota, Viridiplantae, Streptophyta, Magnoliopsida, Fabales, Fabaceae.
AAGUGUGCAACUCCGUAUGAGGACCUCAUUCCCUUAUGCCCACUCUCUGUUCACAUGGAUCUCAAAGCAGAGGAGGAAAGGUGGGCAGCAGGUACCACAAGCCCUCUGUCCCACACAUCUAUCCAGAAGCGAGUGUAGUUCACCAGUUCCACCGAAUGCUCCUAUCUAUCGGCAAAGAUCGUGCGAGUGUGCAGUUAUGAUUCGGAUGCUUCGCCAUAGAAUAGAUCGACCCAGUUCAUGUUCUUUUCCGGUGCACUCGCUUUAUAUCUCUAACACACAAGGAAGGACGCGGUGGGAAGGAAACAGCCCUAGCCUCUGUACGGCCGAUCAUUCCGCUGGCAUCUUGCAUUCACGCCUCCGUUUGACUGCCGCUCGGGGAUGGAGUUGUAGAUACGUUAGUCUUAGCGGAUCAUUGGCUCCACCUGUUAUCUCCUUCUAUGACAUGUUGUCGUCGCCAUAUUCUAUAUGUAACUUAGUCAUCUCUGCCUCGCUGCGGGUCAGCACCUCCGAAAGAAACGGAGAACUCCAUAUUCUAUAUAAAUAA